This is a messenger RNA of Cyclopterus lumpus (lumpfish), 2583 nucleotides long. RefSeq names its product NAD synthetase 1 (gene nadsyn1). The coding region runs from base 60 to 2261 and encodes 733 amino acids. The transcript has 23 exons. Gene Ontology annotation, molecular function: glutaminase activity; NAD+ synthase (glutamine-hydrolyzing) activity; ATP binding. Lineage: Eukaryota; Metazoa; Chordata; Actinopteri; Perciformes; Cyclopteridae. The record is from RefSeq and is a predicted model, not a curated record. Gene Ontology annotation, cellular component: cytoplasm. Gene Ontology annotation, biological process: NAD+ biosynthetic process.
GAAGAGCUCUUAGACGAGCGGCACACAGCUGUUGUAGUCGCAAACUAACGACCAAGAACAUGGGACGGAAAGUGACCCUUGCUACCUGCUCGUUGAAUCAGUGGGCUUUGGACUUUGACGGCAACCUGGAGAGAAUACUGAAGAGUAUUGAGAUUGCUAAAGCUCAUGGAGCCAAAUACAGACUGGGCCCAGAGCUGGAGAUAUGCGGUUACGGCUGCGCAGACCACUUCUAUGAAUCAGACACGUUGCUCCACAGCUUUCAGGUCCUGAGGAAGCUUGUAGAGUCUCCUAUCACCCAAGACAUCAUCUGUGACGUGGGGAUGCCCAUCAUGCAUCAUAAUGUGCGCUACAACUGCCGGGUCCUUUUCCUCAACAGCAAGAUACUUCUGAUCAGACCUAAAAUGCUGAUGGCCAACUCCGGGGUCUACAGAGAGAUGCGCUGGUUCUCACCUUGGAAGCAGUCAAGGCAGGUGGAGGAGUAUUUUCUCCCCCGAAUAAUCCAGGAGGUAACAGGGCAGGACACGGUCCCAUUCGGUGACUGUGUGCUGUCCACGAAGGACACCUGCAUUGGCACUGAGAUGUGCGCAGAGCUCUGGAACCCCAACAGCCCCCAUAUUCAGAUGGGUCUGGAUGGGGUUGAAAUCUUUACUAAUUCAUCUGCCAGCCACCACGAGCUCCGCAAAGCUGACCAAAGAGUCAACCUGGUCAAGUCAGCCACCAUCAAGAGUGGCGGCAUCUACCUUUAUGCCAACCUGAGGGGGUGUGAUGGAGACCGUGUCUACUAUGAUGGUUGUGCCAUGGUGGCCAUCAACGGAGACAUCGUGGCACAGGGAGCACAGUUCUCUCUUAAUGAUGUGGAGGUAAUUACAGCCACUCUUGACCUUGAGGAUGUGCGUAGCUACCGAGGGGAAUUGUGCCAGCCAAACAUGGUAAUUGAACCCAAACGUUGCCACAGGGUCAAAGUUGACUUUUCUUUAUCCAGUGGCGACGAUAUCCACCUUCCUACCCACCAACCAAUAACAUGGCACUUCAAUUCACCAGAAGAGGAGAUCAGUCUAGGGCCGGCUUGCUGGCUGUGGGACUAUCUGAGGAGAAGUGAACAGGCUGGUUUCCUGUUGCCUCUGAGUGGAGGUGUCGACAGCUCCUCCACCGCCUGCAUCGUCCACUCGAUGUGCGUGCUGCUCUGCCAAGCUGUAGAGGGCGGCAACAGCCAGGUGCUGGAGGACGUCCGCAGAGUGGUAGGUGAUGACUCCUACCGUCCUGAGCACCCGAGGGAGCUUUGUGGUCACAUCUUCACCACCUGCUACAUGGCCAGCGAAAACUCCUCGGAGGACACAUGCAGCAGGGCCAAAGGCCUGGCCAAUCAGAUCGGCAGCACACACAUGAAUAUUAACAUAGACAUGGCAGUGAAAGGCAUUCUGGGUAUCUUCUCAGUGGUCACUGGACGGUGGCCUCAGUUUCGUGUCAACGGAGGAAGCCACAGAGAAAACCUGGCUCUGCAGAAUGUGCAGGCUCGGGUCAGGAUGGUCCUGGCCUACCUGUUUGCCCAGCUGGGCCUGUGGGCCCGGGGGAAGCCAGGUGGAUUGCUGGUGCUGGGCUCAGCCAAUGUAGAUGAGAGUCUGACAGGAUAUUUCACAAAGUACGACUGCUCCAGUGCCGACAUCAACCCCAUAGGAGGCAUCAGUAAGACGGACCUGAAGAGCUUCCUGCUCUACUGUGUCGAGCAGUUCCAGCUCACCGCUCUGACUGGCAUCCUGUCUGCUCCGCCCACAGCUGAGCUGGAGCCGCUGACAGAUGGGCAGGUGUCGCAAACGGAUGAGGCAGACAUGGGGCUGACCUACUCUGAGUUAUCCGUGAUUGGGCGGCUGAGGAAGAUCUCCAAGUGCGGUCCCUUUAGUAUGUUCUGUAAACUUAUUCACACGUGGAAGGACGCGCUCUCACCCGCAGAGGUGGCCCAGAAGGUGAAGCACUUCUUCCGAAUGUACUCUGUGAACCGCCACAAGAUGACCACGGUGACGCCGUCAUACCACGCCGAGAGCUACAGCCCCGACGACAACCGCUUUGACCUCCGACCUUUCCUCUACAACACACGCUGGACCUGGCAGUUCAGGUGCAUCGACAACCAGAUACCACUGCUGAGGGUUCCGUUGCUGGUUGCUGCUGCUGGAGGUAUGACCUGGCAGGCUGGAGUAAAGGAUGCACCCCCUCGAGCAGAACCUUUAAAUGCACUGAUGGCACCCCAUAACACCCCAAAACAAUAAUAACCUACGGUCAUCAGGGUCCUGAGAAAAUCGGAAUUUGUGUGCCUCUGUCACUGUGUUGGCAAGCACAGGGCAAAGCAGGAGAAAGAAAUUGUGAUUUUCUGGGACUAAAUCAAAUCUUUGUUCUUUCUUUGUGUCACAAAUGUUAUAAGGGCUCUCGUUCCCAGACGUUGCGGAGGAGCAUAUAUAUAUAUAUAUAUAUAUAUAUAUAUAUAUAUAUUGGUGGCUCUUUAAUUCUAAUUUGAAUGUUUCGGGUGUUGCAUUGAAUUUGCCUCUGUAUAAUCACAGAAUUGUAUUUCUAAUAAAUGUUGUAUAACGAUUA